Molecule: messenger RNA, 575 nt
Organism: Antrostomus carolinensis (chuck-will's-widow)
Lineage: Eukaryota; Metazoa; Chordata; Aves; Caprimulgiformes; Caprimulgidae
Product: 25-hydroxyvitamin D-1 alpha hydroxylase, mitochondrial-like
Exons: 4
Biological process (GO): cholesterol metabolic process; glucocorticoid biosynthetic process; C21-steroid hormone biosynthetic process
Cellular component (GO): mitochondrial inner membrane
Molecular function (GO): iron ion binding; heme binding; oxidoreductase activity, acting on paired donors, with incorporation or reduction of molecular oxygen
Source: RefSeq, a predicted model, not a curated record
CAGCACCUCGUCCCCGACAUCGCCACUGAGUUCUACAAGUUCGGCCUGGAAGGCAUCUCCUCCAUCCUCUUCGCCUCCCGCCUGGGCUGCCUGGAGCAGGAGGUGCCGGGGGACACGGUGACCUUCAUCCGCUCCAUCAACACCAUGUUCGUCAUGACGCUGCUGACCAUGGCCAUGCCCAGGCUCCUCCACCGCCUCUUCCCCAAGCCCUGGCAGACCUUCUGCGAGGCCUGGGACUACAUGUUCGCCUUCGCCAAAGGUCACAUCGACCGGCGCGUGGCCGAGGUGGCCGAGCGGGGGGAGCCGGCGGAGAAGACGUGUCUGACCGACCACCUGGCCUGGGAGAAGGUCCCCAUGAAGGUCAUCUACGGCAACGUCACCGAGCUGCUGCUGGCCGGGGUGGACACGAUCUCCAGCACCCUCUCCUGGAGCCUCUACGAGCUGGCGCGACACCCCGGGGUGCAGGAGGCCCUGCACCAGGAGCUGGUGGCCACGCUGGCCACCACCAGUGACCCCUCGGCCACCGCACUGAGCCGGGUGCCCCUGCUGAGGGCUGUGGUCAAGGAGACCCUGAG